AGAUGAAGUGCAAUGACAAUAAAAUCGUCUGUUUUAUUUUUGGAUGAAAAUGGUUUCACCGUUUUAUUUCGGAACUCAGAUGACUAAAGAAUAUAAAACUGCGAUGGCCGUGGGGGUAAAUUACAUUACAAUUGGUUGUAUUAGGAUUUGACCGUUGACCAUUGACAUUAAUCAUGGAGGAAGAUGAUGAUGAAGUAUCAUUGACACAGCGUUAUAGACGUAGUGUCUCUCAGCCAAGCAUUUAUCGGUCAACACAGGAUAGCUUAAAUCGAUGCUCACAGCAAACAUCCUACCAGAGUAUUCAUGAGACACUUUACGAUGAUACCAUGAGUAUGGCCAGCUUGAACAGCACUGCCUCUGCCAAAAGUGUUCUUACUGCUAAUAGUAGAGAAUCAUUGACUCUUCAAGAUGGUGAUCGUACAAUCAUUGAAGGAAGUUGUGAAGAGUUAAGACCUGAUGUAACUGGGCGAGGAUCAAGAAUGACUUCUCAUUACGGAACAGCAUCAAGUUUAUAUUUUCGUGAUGAAAUUCGGUCCAUUGAUUUUGUUCUCGUUUGGGAUGAGCAUGAUGCCGAAGCUUUGACAUACAGAAGUAUAGAACUCCGAAGAGUGUUUGAAAAAAAUUUGGAAAAGGAGGGCUUAGAAUUAGAAUAUGAACGUCCAGAACCUAACGGUUUGCGUUUCAUAAAAAUUCAUGCACCACGUGAAGUUCUGCGUCGUUAUUCUGAAAUAUUAAAAUUGCGUAUGCCAAUGAAAGAAAUACCGAGACUCAGGAUUCAACAAAAUCAAAGUAAUCUUAUAUUGAAGGAAGUGAACUCUUUAUUUCGUAGAAUCAUGAAAAACUAUUAUGUUGACACAACUAUAUUUCCAACGAUGAAGCAUCGAUUUACGGCUGUCUAUAGCCGUGACAAAGAAUAUUUAUUUGAUCUGGAUAUACCUGAAUUUUUCUCACCGGCGACUCAUUCAAGAAUUGUACAAUUUAUUCUUGAUAGAACAAGAUUCACUGACGAUAAGGAAGAUGAUUUUGCAUUUGGUAUUGAUCGAUUAAUUACGGAACGAGCAUACGUAGCGGCGUACCCACUUCACGAUGGCAAUCUUCAUUCUCCAGAUUCAAUGCGCUACCUUUUAUAUAAAGAAUGGGCUAGUGUCAAGAAAUGCUUCCAUUAUCAACCAUUGGAUUACAUCAAGGAAUAUUUUGGAGUAAAGAUAGGUCUUUACUUUGCUUGGCUUGGGUUUUAUACACACAUGUUAGUUCCUGCUAGCAUAGUUGGACUUCUUUGCUUUAUAUAUAGCUGCCUUACCUUAUACUCCAAUAAACCCAGCGAAGAUAUUUGCAAUGGGAAUACAUCAAUAGAAAUGUGUCCACUGUGUGAUCAUUUUUGUGGAUAUUGGAAUCUUAAGGAAACCUGUCUUCAUGCUAGAGUGACUUAUUUAUUUGAUAAUCCAUCUACUGUAUUUUUCUCCAUAUUUAUGUCACUUUGGGCUACGUUAUUCUUAGAAUUAUGGAAAAGUUAUUCUGCUGAAAUAACGCAUCGUUGGGAUUUAACUGGCUUGGAUGCACAGGAGGAACAUCCCAGGCCGCAGUACUUGGCUCGAUUGGCACAUGUUAAAAAAAAGUCAGUUAAUGUAAUUACAAAUACUGUGGAGCCUCAUGUUCCAUUUUGGAAAAUGCGAGUACCAGCAACUAUUCUUAGCUUUUCUGUUGUUCUAUUAUUGAUCAUCGUAGCAAUGGCGGCUGUGUUAGGUGUUGUUUUAUAUAGGAUGUCCAUCCUAACAGCACUUAGUUUCUAUGGAAAUCCCAUGAUAACAAGUAAUGCGAUACUAUUCACUACCGCAACAGCCGCUUGUAUCAAUUUAUGCUGUAUCGUAGUAUUUAAUUUGAUCUAUGUGCGUUUAGCAGAGUAUUUAACCGAGAUUGAACUUUUACGCACUCAAACAGAGUUUGACGAUAGUUUAACAUUAAAAAUAUAUUUAUUACAAUUUGUAAAUUACUAUGCUUCGAUAUUUUAUAUAGCAUUUUUCAAAGGAAAGUUCAUUGGAUAUCCCGGAAAGUACAUUAGAUUCUUUGAAUUUCGUCAAGAAGAAUGCGGCCCUGGUGGAUGCUUAAUGGAGCUGUGCAUUCAAUUAAGCAUAAUUAUGACUGGAAAACAAGUGAUGAAUACUAUUUCCGAAAUGCUUUUUCCACUGUUUUUCAAGUGGUUGAAUACAAUAAAGGUGCAUGUUGGCACAAGUAAAACUAAAAAUAGCGAUACCAAACGACACUCUAGUUCUAGAAUGUAUCUUCAGUGGGUUAGAGAUUAUAAACUCGUACAGUGGGGUCCUAGAAGCUUAUUUCCAGAAUACUUAGAAAUGAUACUACAAUACGGAUUUGUUACCAUCUUCGUAGCUGCCUUUCCCCUGGCUCCUUUUUUUGCAUUGUUAAACAAUAUUUUGGAGAUGCGAUUAGAUGCCAAAAAAUUAUUAACUAUGUAUAGAAGGCCUGUUGGACAACGUGUUAGGGAUAUAGGAAUAUGGUACAAAAUUCUCGAUUCAAUUUCGAAAUUGUCUGUAAUAACUAACGCUUUCAUCAUUGCUUUUACUUCUAAUUUCAUUCCACGUUUAGUCUAUUUGAUGACAGUAUCGGACAAUUACUCUCUGGAUGGAUUUCUGGAACAUUCUCUUUCUAAAUUUAAUACUACUGAUUUGAAAAACGAUACUAAGCCAAUGAUAAUGGCUGGUGAAAAAUCAAUUGAAAUAUGUCGAUAUCCUGAUUACAGAGAACCACCUGACUCACCAAACAAAUAUAAUCAUACGAUUAUGCAUUGGCAUGUGUUAGCUGCACGAUUAGCUUUUGUUGUUGUAUUUGAGAAUAUCGUUGCUUUGGUUAAGAUUUUUUUACGAUGGUGCAUUCCUGAUAUGAAUUCGAACCUUCGUGAUCAGAUACGUCGGGAAGCAUAUAUCACUAACGAAAUUAUUAUACAACAAGAAACGAUGCGUGCUGGCAGAUGUUCGAAUGAGAAUACAGAAGUAAAUCCAACGGAAAAUUCAAAUCAGGAAAAUGCACUACGAUGGAAUCAAAUUCUACGAAACUCUUUAUCGAAUUCUGAGUUUGAUUUAGAGGUGCACGGUACUCCUGUGUCUCCGCCUCUUGUACAGCCUAGAACGGGUCCUGCGGCACUCUAAAUCUUUUUUUUAUGUAUUUACAAAUUAUUAUUCAAAUAGGUGCUACGAAUAAUCCGCAAAUCGCAUUAAGCUUUUUGACGAAUGCUAUUAUAAGAACGAAACAAUAA
This is a messenger RNA of Cephus cinctus (wheat stem sawfly), 3268 nucleotides long. Its product is annotated as anoctamin-1. Lineage: Eukaryota; Metazoa; Arthropoda; Insecta; Hymenoptera; Cephidae. Bases 174 to 3161 code for a protein of 995 amino acids. Gene Ontology annotation, biological process: chloride transmembrane transport. Gene Ontology annotation, molecular function: protein dimerization activity; chloride channel activity. The transcript is spliced from 11 exons. Gene Ontology annotation, cellular component: plasma membrane. The record is from RefSeq and is a predicted model, not a curated record.